AUGGGGCCGGGCAAUGGAGCCAUGCAGGAACACAAGCGCUCUUUAGCAACCAAAACUGCUCGAAGACGGGAGUGUGAUGAAAGACUUCUGGGUGGAGCUGUGAAUGUUAUCCAUGCUGGCAUCAACAGACAGGCAUCGUUACCUGGCAGACAGGAGGGCAGUCAUAUCGCUGCCGUCAUCACCCAAUCACUGGGAGCAUCAGUUAGAUCGGAGCCUGGUCUUCUUCCUGAGACGUUGCCAAGAUGGCUGCCGAAUGGCGAGACUUGCCUCUCUGCUAUUCUCAUCGCUGCCUCAUUCCAGCAGUCGUCCCAGCGUCUCUGUCAGGAAGCAUCAGCGCACAACGGAGGCCGGCACCCAGGGACGGCCUCAGGCUGCUCUGCCCAACACACACCUGCCCUGCCUCCGCUCGGACCCCAUGUCCACCGUCCGUCACCGCCCGAGGGAGAGUGGGCUGCGACUGGGGUGGAGAUGGAGGGUCACAGGGAAGUGAAGGCUGAUCUCAUGGCACCUGAUGCUCUGGAAGAAUCACUUCUAAUCGCUGCUGCUCUGAAUGAUGGAGACACAAACAAGACCAAUCGACAACAGCAAACUUUCUUAUUCACAAAACAAUGAAUUGAUUAAUUGAAAAAAAGAAUCGGCAGAUUAAUUGACAAUCAAAUCAUCAGCCAGUAUGUUUCUUUAAUAUGAAAAGCAAGAUGAUGUAGUUUGUUUGGCUUAAAGAAUGAAAAUGUAGUUUAACUAUCAGCACAUUUCAUCGUGAUCCGUUUAUCUCAGCUAUUAAACGACCACAGAUAAACACAGAGCGAGCUCUUCCCCGGUCGACCCUUUAAACUAAUAUUAUCUCCAUCAUUGCCUCGAUGCUGCGGUUGUGGAACGAUCCUCUCGCUCUGUGUGCAUCGAGGACAAGACUCUGGUUUAAAGUGUUUAAGUAAAUCCUUUGAUGGAUGAAAUCAUUACAUUUGCCCUCAUGUAUAUUUCAUGUCCCAGUCCAGAUUA
Molecule: messenger RNA, 996 nt
Organism: Paralichthys olivaceus (Japanese flounder)
Lineage: Eukaryota; Metazoa; Chordata; Actinopteri; Pleuronectiformes; Paralichthyidae
Source: RefSeq, a predicted model, not a curated record